ACACCCCUGCUUAUCUGCUGCUUCCUGGCUUCCUCUGCAUGAAUUCUUGAGGCCCUAAAGGCUUGGGAGCUGGUCUGUGCAUAUUGUUUCCUGAUCUCAGAUAAUUAGAGGAAAUGAGCUCACUGGCACAGAGGAGAUUGUGGAUUUCAGUUGGGAGCGCCAGGCUUCACUCCCCGACCUGUAGCAGACAUCUCUCCCUAACCCUCCAGGCAGCCGUCAGCUGUGCCCCUGAAGCCCAUAGACUCCACAGACCCCACAGACCCCACCUGAGAUGUCUUCUUUUGCUUGCUGGAGCCUGUCUCUUCUUAUCCUGUUCUACAGCCCAGGUUUGGUCAUCUCCGUUCUCCAUUGCUUCAUGAACGCAUGCUCCCGAUGGCAGGUCUGCGAGCCAGCGGCUCCGUUUAUCUGCAAGGUGCUCCCACAGCGCAUGAAAGGGUCUGGUGAGAAGGCCUUUGAGGUCUACAUAUGGUCCGAGAAGCAGAUAGUAGAAGCCACAGAGUCUUGGAAAAUCAACUGCAGCACCAACUGCGCAGCCCCAGACAUGGGCGGCCUGGAGACGCCCACGAAUAAAAUAAUGUUGGAAGAGCAUCCUCAAGGGAAGUGGAAACAGUUCUUAGUCUCAAACGUCUCCAAAGACACGGUCUUCUUUUGCCAUUUCACGUGUUCGGGAAAGCAGCACUCGGAGAGUCUCAACAUCAGGGUGUACCAGCCUCCAGCUCAAGUCACACUGAAGCUGCAGCCGCCUCGGGUGUUUGUGGGUGAAGACUUCACCAUUGAGUGCACGGUGUCCCCUGUGCAGCCCCUUGAGAGGCUCACCCUCUCUCUGCUCCGUGGCAGAGAGACCCUGAAGAAUCAGACCUUUGGGGGAGCAGAAACUGUCCCCCAAGAGGCCACAGCCACGUUCAACAGCACAGCUCUGAAAAAGGACGGUCUCAACUUUUCCUGCCAGGCUGAGCUGGAUCUACGGCCCCAUGGUGGGUAUAUCAUCCGCAGCAUCUCGGAGUACCAGAUCCUUGAAGUCUAUGAGCCGAUGCAGGACAACCAAAUGGUCAUCAUCAUCGUGGUGGUGUCAAUACUGCUGUUCUUAUUUGUGACAUCUGUCCUGCUAUGCUUUAUCUUUGGCCAGCACUGGCACAGAAGACGGACAGGCACCUACGGGGUGCUAGCUGCCUGGAGGAGGCUGCCCCGAGCCUUUCGGGCACGUCCCGUGUGAGCCCACGUUGCCAGGCCCCUGGUGGUUACCAGAACUCAACAUGGCACCUUCAAGGUGUGGUUCGGCACUGGCUGAAGGACUGUGGCGGCAGCAGCAGAUGCGGGGGACAUUUCCUCUCCUUUUUAGCCUCAAUACAAAUAUCUGGAUUUCA
Molecule: messenger RNA, 1364 nt
Organism: Mus musculus (house mouse)
Lineage: Eukaryota; Metazoa; Chordata; Mammalia; Rodentia; Muridae
Gene: Icam2
Product: intercellular adhesion molecule 2
Exons: 5
Coding region: 272-1213 (313 amino acids)
Biological process (GO): cell-cell adhesion; dendritic cell migration; signal transduction
Cellular component (GO): membrane; microvillus; plasma membrane
Molecular function (GO): receptor ligand activity; integrin binding
Source: RefSeq, a predicted model, not a curated record